Molecule: messenger RNA, 2180 nt
Organism: Chanos chanos (milkfish)
Lineage: Eukaryota; Metazoa; Chordata; Actinopteri; Gonorynchiformes; Chanidae
Gene: cebpg
Product: CCAAT enhancer binding protein gamma
Exons: 3
Coding region: 173-697 (174 amino acids)
Biological process (GO): DNA-templated transcription; regulation of transcription by RNA polymerase II
Molecular function (GO): DNA-binding transcription factor activity, RNA polymerase II-specific; RNA polymerase II cis-regulatory region sequence-specific DNA binding
Source: RefSeq, a predicted model, not a curated record
UCCGCGAACUAAACAAUAACAGAGAAUACGAAUCGUCUUCACUGUCAACAAACGAAGACAAAAUUGAUUGGCGACUUGGUGGAUGAAUUACAAGACGUAAAAGUUGCUGAAAUAAGUGAAGAUCGACCCCAGUAGUCGGAGAGAGAAUUACCAGGCAAGAAAGUGGAUCCAAAUGAGCAAGCCGUCGCAGCAGAAAUUAACUACAGACCAGAACGGGGUUAGUGUGAUUCAGAGUCAAGCUCACAGCAGCACAGCAACAUCGGCGACAGCAGCAGGACUACAGCAGGUGCCACAACUUGUACCAGUAAGUUCUACAGGAGGCGGUAAGGCCACACCCCCAAGCAAGAUGAAGAAACCAGUUGCAGACAAGGACAGCGAGGAGUACCGGCAGCGUCGGGAGCGCAACAACCUGGCCGUGAAGAAGAGUCGAAUGCGCAGUAAACAGAAAGCGCAGGAUACGCAGCAGCGCGUCAACGAGCUGAAGGAAGAAAACGAGAGACUGGAAGCCAAGAUUAAACUCCUGAGCAAAGAGCUGAGUGUGCUCAAAGAUCUCUUCCUGGAGCACGCCCACAACUUGGCCGACAAUGUGCAGCCCCCCAGCACCGCCCCAGAUGUCUGUAACCCCGCUCAGAACAACAGCAAUAGCAACAGCGUAGUCAACAACAACAACAACAACAACAACAACGCCAGCCAGUGAAGACGUAGUUUAGAGACACACUUUUUUCCUUUUUUUUUUUUUUUAUGUCACUUUUUUUCCGGAGAAGGUCGGCUGUUUAAUGUUUCAUCUUCUGUAUUUCUUUCUUCAUUUUUUUUCCCCUUUCCUUUAUUUUUUCCAAUCGUCGUUGCCACAGUUCACUUUCACUUCUUUGUCGUUCUUGUACGCUCAACAUUGUUUUCCCAUGUGGUGCGUAAUUGUGCCCGUGGGAUGUAGAUGUGCAUCAGCCAGCUCAUUUGCGCAGUGGCUUAUCACACCAUCUCUAUGGCAACAGCAGUGUUGAGUUGCAGGAAUUGAUUUGACGUGUGCAAAAUUCCUGAUGGUUUGCCAACAGCCAUUUGUCAAAUAAUUCCUAAGUAGAGGAUAGUUAGUUUAAACUUAGUGUAUGUUUUUUCUACAGUCUAGAAAAAAAAAAAACAUGACCAGCAACAGCCUUGCAAGUUUGUAAGUUACAUUUUCAUGUUACUGUCCCGUUAGUUGAACUAAUAUCUUGUGGCUGCGUUUGAUUAUCUUUGAUUUGGAUUUCAGCUACAUGCAGUAAGGCAAACAAGACUAAUGAUAGGGGGACAUUUUUCUUUUGGCUUGUGCUUGUCAUGAACAGUUUUUAAAACAACCUUGAGAGAAAAGUAGAUAGUAGUUAUAUUUUGGGGGAAAAACAAAAACUUUGAGAAAGCUUUGAGGAGUUUUAAUUGUGGCUAUGCUGUUGUUUAAAUACCAGCGCCACUCUUUCUAAAGUGGAUAAAACAGAAAUUUAAGUUUCUUUUUCAACAGUGGCAGCUGAGAGACAGAGUAGUUCACAACGAACGUUCGCCGCCUUGAUUUUGUCAUAUAGAUGCAGGGGAUUCACAAUGAAAUUUGAAAGAAAAAAAAAAAAAAGAGUGGUUCUUCGGCUGCAUUUUAAAUGUUUCUGGUGCUUGUACUAGCUAAGCCCUACACAACCCAGUUUGGCCAAUCGGAGCAAGAUUUCGAUCCAGGUGAUAAAGUACAUGGUUACAACCGCCACCUGCAGAAGACGCAGCUGUUGAGGACCAAGUAGAAUUGGUCUGGUGUGACGAUGAGUGCAUAUGCACAGAUCUUUGAUAAAAAAUAGGAGGGUUUUUUUGUAAGGAAGAAGGAAAAAAAGAGAGAGAGUGGUGGAUUUAAUUCCUAGACAUCUCAAGAACAAGAUGAUUCUCAUGCUGUUGCAUCAUAAUGGAUUUGAGACUAUGUUUUUGUUUUUUGUUUUUUUGACAAAGUUAACAGCAGGAGAAUGAGGACCAGGGUCCUGAGUCUCCUGUGUGGAUGUUGGACUGCAGACAAAGCCAGACAGACAGAGUCAUGGUAAACCUGUAUGUGCUAGAAGCCAUGGGCUAGUUGUCAAAACAAAAAGCUGGACGGGUGGGGCAGGAACUUUUUCUGACUCAGCAGUUUUCCAGCUUCAAAGGCAAUCAGCUGUCCUAAAUCUAAGUUUGUAGUUACCUCCGAG